Messenger RNA from Amphiprion ocellaris (clown anemonefish), 7905 nucleotides. RefSeq names its product PVR cell adhesion molecule related 2 like (gene pvrl2l). Lineage: Eukaryota; Metazoa; Chordata; Actinopteri; Pomacentridae. The transcript has 10 exons. Bases 560 to 2056 code for a protein of 498 amino acids. The record is from RefSeq and is a predicted model, not a curated record.
CCAGACGCUGUUCGCGGCUUCUCCUGGCCGCUGAAGCUGCGCUCCGGUCGGACUGAGAGUCUCUCUGUGAGCUCCAGUACUACGGCUCAAGUCCUCUUGGUGACGCUCUGCUGACAUCACUGUGAUAUUCCCCCGCUCCGCUCUCCGCAUCACACACUCGGAGCUCCGCCGACUCUCUCCACACUCUCCGUCCAACACUUUUCUUGCCCGUUUUCGCUCCGCUCGCCGUGGCCAGGACGCACCGUCACUGAGCAGCAGCAGCAGCAGCAGCAGCAGGCUACCUGUGCGCACUGCGGCCGCUCCACGCUGGGAGGGGUUUCACUCUUCCUCCCAUUAACACAUUUGAAGGAAGACAAACUAAACGCCGUUUCCACAUUGGAGACGAGGGGGGACACGCCGAGAGACACACGCUGCAACUUGGCUGAUUUCAAACCCAGGGCGGUCUGAACUGAGCUCGAAGUUUCUUUGGCUGAUCGGAGAAGGAAUAAUUUGGAGCCCGGCUUGCAGAACACCGCGCUGUUGUGGAUAUUUACGUCCACCUUGUCUCCUGUUUAGAAGAAUGGCGACAGAUUACGCAGCGCGCUGCCCGGUUUCUCCGGCGAGGAUCCCUUGGCUGGUGGCAGCAGCGAUCCUCCUCUCUGCUCAAGGUAUCGGCGCUCAGAAAGUGCGAGUUGAGGAGGAGCUGGAGGCGUAUCCCACUGAGUCUGUUGAUCUCCGCUGCCAAUUCAUCGAUGGAGGAGGUCUCACUAAGCUCACACAGGUAUCUUGGAUAUGGGAACCAGUGGAUGGCCAGAGGGACAACAUUGCUGUUUACCAUCCAGUCUACGGACAGAGCUUCCCCAAUCAGUCCUUCAAGGAUCGAGUUGUUUUCCUUCACAACAGUCUGGAGAACCCGUCCAUAAGGAUUUCUAAUCUACGAAUGUCUGACGCCGGCCGCUACACUUGCGAAUACGCCACCUACCCUUCUGGAAAUGAACAGGGGACGACCACCCUCGUCAUGCUCGCCAAGCCCAAGAACUCGGCCAACGUUGUGACGGUCCAGGCUGGCACUAAAUCGGUGGUGGUGGCCCGGUGCGAGGCGGCCGACGGCAAACCGGCGGCGACCAUCAAGUGGCUGGCAUCGGUUGGAGGCAAUCACUCGACCAGCACCACCAACGGGCCAGAUGGCACGGUGACGGUACGCAGCGAGUAUCGGCUGGUGCCCACGCCGGCGGACAACGGCAGGGAGGUGACCUGCAUGGUUGACCAGAGAACACAGGAGCGGCCGUGGGUUCAUCCCGUCAAGCUGUCCGUGGAGUACCCCCCCUCGGUGUCCAUAGAGGGCUAUGAUAAUAACUGGUAUGUGGGCCGCUCUGACGCCAUGCUGCUCUGCGUCUCCAACGCCAACCCAGAGCCGACCACCAUCACCUGGACCGCGGCAUCCGGUUCUCUUCCAGACACAGUGGUCGUCGACGGCAACAAGCUGAUGGUGAGGAAGGUGGACGACGCCGUCAACACGACCUUCAUCUGCGAGGUGAAGAACAAACAUGGAGCCAGCAGACACCAGAUCACCACCGUGGUCAUCGAGGAAGAACGCCAGAUCAUCGCGGCUCCAUCAACAGGUGCAGUAAUAGGAGGCAUCCUCGGCGCCCUCAUCUUCAUCGGCGUCAUCAUCGGCGCCAUCUUCCUCAUCCGUAAGCGCCAGGAGGACGGAGAGGGCCCACCCAAGCACAAGCCCCCUCCCCCGGUGAAGGCCGGCAGCUCCACGGAGAUGCUCAACAAGCCAUCGGAGCCUCCCACGGCCACGGAGACGGCUCCUCUCAGCCCAGGAGAGGUUUACUACGAGCCCACAGGAGGAGAACCCGUCACAAAUCUGGACGAUGAGACCACCGGAGCCCUGAAUGGUGGCGCCCCCCCAGUCCUGGACAACUCGGCCAAAUACGACAAUGUCAACGAGCUCAAAGACCACGCGGCCGACGGUCACCAUGGCAACGACUUGGAUUCGUCCAAUCACGAGGCGCCGGCGGCCAACAUCACCCGCGGCGAGAGCUUCGUAUCUCCCGCCAUGUAUGUGUAGCCAAGGCAACCGGAAACACCACAUCAUGGGCGAACGGGCGAGUUCCAGGUCACCUAAAUUAGCAUGAGAAUCGAAGGCGAGCACACGCUUCCACACGAAACAACCAUUUUACUGUAAACUUUUCACAUUUUAACGUACACAUGAUAGAUAUUAUGAGUUUAUUUUUCUUUACCGGGCUUAUUUAGCGGGUGUUAUGGGAUUAAAAACUUCAUUUAUAGUAAAGCAACUUGGGACUACAACGGGAUAGUUGAGUUAAUAAUAAGCUUUUAUGUUUAAUUUUUGAAACUGAGGUGUCAUUACAUUGCAAAUAUCUCACAAAAAAAAGCAAAAUGAAAUUACAAAUAAAGUUUUCAAAGCAAUUUAGGAUGCGUACACACACAGUAGGUCCCGAUAUCUGACAAGCCAGAGAGCCAUUGAAAUCAUAUGUGCAUUGCAUAAGAUGAGGUGUUGCUGGUUUCCAAGGUGUUAAUUACAGUCUGGAGGUGUCGCAAUGUAGGUGAGCAGGAAUACUAAUUAAUAGCUAAUUAACACACGCAGCAAUCUGCCAGCGUGAUGCUUGAAAAUCCAAAUUUACACCAAAAACUGUCACUUUUCAGUGGAUUCAGUGUAUUAUAUGCAACAUUUUGUGCCAUGAACAUAGAAAAUUAUUGUCACGUGAAGCUGCCAGUUGCUGAGCUGCUCCGUGGAAACAUCUUCUCCUCUUCAAGUGAGGAUAAACCGUCAGGCUCCUGUUGCAGAGCACUACAGAGGAAGUUUAUAAAAACAGCAUCUUUGAAAUCCUUUCAAAGUGCUCCUCUGUCACUGUUGGUUGAGCUUGAAUUACAUAGAGCUGAAUUCGGUCCCAGUAAGUCCAAAAAGCCUGAUCAUCUGGCUCUGCAGGCGGCUUCAAUUAGUGGCUCAAGAUGUUUCAAAAUAUUUUACUUCUUUAUCAACUCCUACAAUAACGGAAUAAAAAAAAAAAAGAAGAGAAAAAAGGCUCUCUCACUUUCUACCCAGGCUGCGGUCCAAUACAGAAACAUUCCACUUUAUUAUGUUUUCAAAGAGCCUCAUGUGUCCCUGGACUGUCAGAGCGACGGGCUGCUCGUUAGCACUAACGAAGGGGAAGCGACAUCGUUGUGAAGCUCUGUAACCUGGCAACAUCACAUAAUUAAAAUUCCGUGAUUCAUAUUUGUUGUUGUUAAUUGCGAGACUUGGUGAGGCUGUGCGACGGGGAGGUGAAAGUCUGCUCACAGCAAAGCGCACACUCCGACUAAUACGCCACUUUUUGUUUCCAGUCCCUCUCUAACACACUCUCUAGUAGGGGUUGAAAACAUCACAAGAAAUGUGUUUCAGAAUGUGUAAACUCUCUGCAUGUAUUAGAAGAAUACUGCCAUUACAGCCAUUUUAGCAGAUUAAAAUGGCCACACACUCUGAUACACGCAGAACGUUUGACACGUUUAGACAAUAUGCGUUGCGCAUAUCUAGUCAAACUGUCCACUUGAAAGCAAAAGAAAAAUAAAAAAUGAAGGUGAACAAUAACAACUAGGCCCGAUGGCUGAAUCAGAAAUUGGUCUUUAUAGAUGUCAGAUGGUACCAAAUGAUGAACAGUGUAAAUACUAUUGAUAAUAUUGAUGAAUAAUAUAUUGUUGGUGAAAUGUGUACACAUAAAAAAAUACAAAACAAGUGUAGGUGUUUUCAGUGCCUCUGUACAGGGGAUGGAAGUUCAGUUAAAUGUCAAAUGGAGCGACUUUAAAAGAAAAAAAACAACGUGUAUAUUACUAUUUUGCUUUUCACGGGUACAUCAAGGUUGUCACUUAAUACUAAAAUGUUUUGAGUAUAUACAAAAUAAACUGGUGUGGAUUUUACUCCUUGUUGAUAUUACUCUGCAUGGCAUGAUCGGUGGCUUGUUUGAAACACUUUCCCAAGGCUGUUUGUGGAAAUAAUCUGCUUCAUUUGUAAAAACAUUUCUGAAUGUCAGAAAAGAAAGCUGUUUUUUUUAAUCUCCGUCUCAAUGCAUCUGUCAUGCACACCACGACUACAAGUCCAAUUUCAGUUGAGAGAGCGGGAUUUUCUCCUUUAUUUUUGCCGUUUUUGUCGUGCGACGGCUCUGUGGGCUGCCUGUUUUUGUCUUUCGCGCUAAUCCGAAAAUGCAGUCAGCACGGAAUCGUCAUCUCUCAAAGCCACAGAGUAGAAGAAUGCAAUCUUUUCUCGUGCCACGCUUUGUCUUGAGCUCUUGCUUCAGACCUCAGGCCACACGAAUCUUCCUGAGUUAUCAGUGUCAGGCGAAAGGCUGGCGCUGACCGGUUCAAAUGGCCUGCGAAAGCACACAGACAGUGGAUGAUCUGUUUGUCGACAGGUGUAAAGACAGUGGAGGUGAUAGAUGGAGAUACGAAGUGUACAUGGAGAAACCAGACAGAUAGAAUAAUGACACAAUACGAAGGAAAUGUUAAGAGGAAAACAAUAAAACUGAAAUUUCAUCAUAGCUCUUACUUUCUGCACAGUGGGCACCAAAUGCAAUCUUUGUUUUUGCUGAUGUAUGACAAUCAUAUGUUUAUAUUUACUGUGCCUCUAAAAAGAGUUCACCCUCCUCCGAUGUUUUCCCCUUUUAUUGCUUCUCAGCAUUGAAUUGUGAAUCAUUUUAAAAUGGGGCUUUUUUUUGCUUUGUGAUUUACCUGACAAAAGACUCUUGAUGUCAAAGUGAAAAGAGAUUACUCCAAACUGUCAAUUACAUGAAAAUACAAAAUGUGAAAUAAUUAAUUGCAUGAGUAUUCACUUCCUUCUAGUCAGUAUUUAGUAGAUGCAACUUUGGCUGCAUUUACAGUAUUGGUCCUAUGUUGGUCUCGAGCAGCCUGAACAUCUGGACAUUGCAAUUUUACCCCAUUUUUUCUUUGCAAAACUCAGAUUACACAGGAAUCGAGAUUCAACAGCCCUUUUCAAGUCUAGCCAUAAAUUCUCAGUUGGACUGAGGUCAGGGCUCUGACUCGUCCACUCCAGAACAUUCACCUUGUUGUCUUUAAACCAUUUAAAACCUCGCUUCAGGUCAUCGUCUUGCUGGAAAACAAAUCUUCACCCAAGUCUGAGUUCUCUUUCUCUUGCACAUUGCAUCAGGUUGUACUCCAGAGUUUCUCUACACUUAACUGCAUUCAUUUUACCCUCCACUUUUACAAACCUUCCAUGGCCUGCUGCUGAGAAACAUCCCCACAUCAUGAUGUUGCCACCACCAUGCUUCACAUCAUGAUGCUAACACCACCAUGCUUCACAUCAUGAUGCUGCCACUGCCAUGCUUCACAUCAUGAUGCCGCCACCGCCGUGCUUCACAUCAUGAUGCUGCCACCACCGUGCUUCACAUCAUGAUGCCGCCACCACCGUGCUUCACAUCAUGAUGCUGCCACCACCGUGCUUCACAUCAUGAUGCUGCCACCACCGUGCUUCACAUCAUGAUGCUGCCACCACCGUGCUUCACAUCAUGAUGCUGCCACCACCGUGCUUCACAUCAUGAUGCUGCCACCACCGUGCUUCACAUCAUGAUGCUGCCACCACCAUGCUUCACAUCAUGAUGCUGCCACCACCAUGCUUCACAUCAUGAUGCUGCCACCACCGUGCUUCACAUCAUGAUGCUGCCACCACCGUGCUUCACAUCAUGAUGCUGCCACCACCGUGCUUCACAUCAUGAUGCUGCCACCACCAUGCUUCACAUCAUGAUGCUGCCACCACCAUGCUUCACAUCAUGAUGCUGCCACCACCAUGCUUCACAUCAUGAUGCUGCCACCACCAUGCUUCACAUCAUGAUGCUAACACUAAUAUGCUUCACAUCAUGAUGCUAACACCACCACGCUUCACAGUGGUGAUGAUGUGUUUGUGAUGAUGUGUAGUGUUUGGUGUCUGCCAAAUACAGCAUCUGGACUCAUGGCUAAAAAGCUCCAUUUUGGUUACAUCAGACCAAAGAACCGUCUUCCAGUUGACUCCAGAGGAGUCAUAGGUGUCUUGGUGGCCCCCCUCACGCUUUCUUGCUGCUCUCGGCAGGCUGCCACAUGUGCCAUAUUCUUUCCCUUCCUUAAAAAUGUAUUCAACUGUACUCAAAGGCAUAUUCAGUGACUUGGGCAUUUUCUUAUAUCUACCCUUUCCAUGCUUACAAUAACCUCCACAAAAUUGCUUGGAGUGCUCUUUUGUCUUCAUGAUGUAGUCAGUGGCUGGACCUUUCAGAUGCAGGUAUAUCUACUAAAUACUGACUUUAAGAAGUGAAUACUUAUAGAAUCACUUAUUUUACAUUUUAUGUUGACAUUACUUUGUAGAAAUCUGUUUUCACUUUGGUAUGAAAGAGUCUUUUUUGCAAGUUCUUCUCAAGAAAGUCAAAUUAAAUUGACUAUGAUCCAAUGUUGAAAAGCAGUGGAAUGGGAAAACGUCCACUUUUUAUAGGCAUCGUGACUUUGUUUUGUUCAUGUGCUGCUUUUAUAGUCAUUAUAGAAGUCCCACUGCUUGCUGCAUGCUAGCUAACGCACUGCUACGCCAUCAUUUGUCCUUAAAGAGGAAUUCAAAUAUUAAAAAUGCGGUUUCUGAUGAUCAAAAGGUAACAUAAGUUGGAAAUUAGUUGAUUGUUUAGCGAUGAUAUUUGCUGCAGGAUGAAUAGGGACUUCUACAAUAGCUAAAAGUUUCUAUUGUGUAUCUGAUUUCUGUCUCUAAGAUGUUUACGGUCAUUAAAGGGAAUGUCUGCAUGCUGCAUGGGCCUUUGGGGGGAAAAGCUAUUUCCAUAUUCUGCAAGAAAAGUCGUGCCACAUUACCAAGAACGUGGCCUUUUGACUGGCUUAUACGGUGCAGUGUCAGACAAUCAUAUAUGAUGUAUUUUAUAACCCAGCCACAGAACAAAAACUGUCAUCAAUGGGACUUUAAUGUAAUGGUUUCUCUGCUUUUUUCUUUGUCUGUAAAUUAAUUCCCCACAAUGAAUGAAUGUUGAGUUUCUUGUGGAUUCAUGUGUUUAAUGUGUUUGCCAGCAGGCUCUUCUUGAUGGACUGAGCAAAAGGAAAAAAAGACAAUCAUUGGGGCCCAUUAUAUCAGAGACCAGUGACUCAGCAAGCAUUUAGUUAUGAGUUUCGUCUCUGCCGUCUCAUUUUGGGGAUCAUUGUGUUUUACCCAGAGCCUUUAAUAGAGUCACUGCAUUGGGAGGUGUCUUGAAUUGGAUUUUUAACAUUUCCAGAAAUAGUCAUGAGGCCGACUCCUAAAUUGGAAUCUGUAGAGAAAUAUCUGUAAAUCAGUUUGCAGGCUGCCCGAGCAAAUGGGUUGGCAGUUCCUGGAUGGAGGGAUGGUGGAGCUGCACUGUUUUCUGAUGGAUUAUCUGUUAGAUAAAGGCUCUGGAUUCGCCCCUUCUAGGAGGAGUUGCAUUUCGGUCAAGGUGCUUUUGCUCCGCCUUUGUUCCAACGGGUUCAAUGCCAGAAACCACAAGCUGUGAAUGUCGGUUGUUGGGUCUGAGUCCUCUCCCUCACUCACACUCCUUUUUUCUGUUUUAUCCUUUUCUCCGAUCUCUCUCGUUCAUCCAUUGUCAUCACAGCUUCUCAUCACGGAGCCAGACGUGCCUUCUUUAUGUUAUUUUUAGCUUUUCAAUUCUCACAUUUCUUCUCUGACAGUAGAACAGAUGAUGAAACGGGGAAAUACACAAACACAGGAUGUGUUUGACAUUGAUAACGGCAGUGAUACAACAGAACAACACACACACACACUGGAGAUGUAAUCAUAUUUUCUGUGAGUGUCUUAUUGAUUUUCUUUCCUUUCUUUUGUGUAUCACAGAUCAACUGUCAUUUUGUAUGCUUUUUGGGAAUUCUAUUGUAAAUGUUUUACAGAUCAUUGUCUUGUCAAAUAAAUUGUAAACCAAAAAGACA